AUGUACAAGCACUUUGAAGAUAAUCGUUAUCACUACCUUAUUUUAGAGUUAUGUUCUCACGACACAUUGGGCCACCUGAUCAAAAACCGCAAAUACUUGACCGAGCCCGAGGUUCAAUAUUUCCUGCUCCAGAUCAUCGACGCUGUAAAAUACCUGCACAACCGCCGUAUCAUCCAUCGAGACCUGAAGCUGGGCAACGUCUUCCUGGAUGACAAUCUGGACGUGAAAGUGGGCGAUUUCGGUCUAGCCACGGAGCUCAGCGAGCCGAACGAGCGCAAGAAGACGAUGUGCGGGACGCCGAACUACAUCGCUCCGGAGAUCUUGGAAUCGGAGGGGAAGCGCGCGUACUCCUACGAAGUGGACAUCUGGGCGAUCGGCGUCAUCACCUACACGCUCCUCAUCGGCAAGGCGCCGUACGACGGCGGCAGCCGGAAGAGCACCUACGAGAACAUUCGUCAGAACGACUUCAGCUUCCCCAUCAAGGACCGGUUCGUGAGCCAUCAAGCGCGCAUGUUCAUCCGCUCCAUUCUCACCACCGACCCUGCGUCGCGCUUGUCGCUCGACCAGAUGCUCCAGCACCCCUUCUUCACCGAUUCGCCCAUCAGUCCGCCCAAAUCGCUCCCUCCCUACAUCCUCUACCAGCCCUACCUCCUCACCUCGCGCCCCGCCACCGAGCCCACGCCCGUCCUCCAGCGCGUCCACCGCUCCACGUCCUCCAGCGACUCCGCGGCCGACCCAUCCAGCAGUCCGCAGCCCGUUGCUUGCCUCACCUCCAGCCGACCCCGCCAGCAAACGCGUCCGCAUGACGGACCUCGCGAAGCCGCUGCCGCUCGCGGAAGGGAAGCCGCACUCGCGUGUGGCGACGCUGCACGCGCAGGGCGAGCCGGGCGUGAACUACAACUUCGACUACGACGGGAACGGGAAGAACAACAUCAACCGGUUCUCGCUGACGGCGCACCAGGCGCGCGGAAUGGACGACCGGCUGGAUCUGGCCAACCAGACCUUCCUCGAAGCGCACGGGCUCACCGCCAAGGAGACCUUCGAGGGGCUGCCCGAGGGCACGGUGCCGACGUUCCUGGGACGCCGAUGCUGAUCGGACACGCGGCGAAUCUGCACACGGCGAUGCAUCAUCCGCUGCUGAUGAAGAACGCGGACGCGAUCAGCACGACGCGCACAGCGAACUGGAUCGUGGACGAGUACGAUUUCACGCGCAAGUACGGAAUCGCGUAUAUGUUCAGCAACGGCCUCAUCGGCGUGCUCUUCAACGAUAAAACAUCGAUCGUGGUGAGUUCGAACGGACUGUACUACGAGUAUCACCCUCGCAUCUCCAUCAAGGAGUGGAAUCGCUCGCAGCAGUUUCCUCCGCUUUACAAGGGGUCGAUCGACGACUUCCCCGCGGAGAUCUCCAAGAAAAUCACGCUGGUGAAGUAUUUCCGCACCACGUUCCACGAGCGUGCGAACAACCGCGAGAUCUCGAAGGAGGAGCUGGAGGACAUCGCAAAAGGCGGGCCGGCGAAGAAUUUGCCGUUCGUAAUCAAAUGGCUCAUCAAAGAGGAGGCGUCGAUCAUCAUGCUGAGCACGGGAGCGAUCCAGGUGCGGUAUGAGGGAGGAACGAUUCUGAAUCUGGAGUGUCCGUUUGAUGAUGUUACGUACUUGGACAAGUUUGGGAUGAUUACGGCGGUGCCGUUGGCGAAGGCUGUGGGGUUGGGGAGAGAUGAUCUGAAACGACGUCUUGACUAUGUCACAAAUAAUAUUACCGAUAUUGUGACUACGCUAAGUCGAAAUCACUAA
Messenger RNA from Blastocystis hominis, 1791 nucleotides. RefSeq lists its product as hypothetical. Gene Ontology annotation, molecular function: ATP binding; protein kinase activity; protein binding. NCBI's taxonomy places the organism in Eukaryota, Bigyra, Opalinata, Blastocystidae. Gene Ontology annotation, biological process: mitotic cell cycle; protein phosphorylation; regulation of cytokinesis. The record is from RefSeq and is a predicted model, not a curated record. Gene Ontology annotation, cellular component: spindle pole; cytoplasm; nucleus. The coding region runs from base 1 to 1791 and encodes 596 amino acids. The transcript is spliced from 7 exons.